Arvicola amphibius (Eurasian water vole) is the source of this 595-nucleotide messenger RNA. RefSeq names its product peptidyl-prolyl cis-trans isomerase A-like. The record is from RefSeq and is a predicted model, not a curated record. The coding region runs from base 25 to 519 and encodes 164 amino acids. Gene Ontology annotation, biological process: protein folding; protein peptidyl-prolyl isomerization. Gene Ontology annotation, molecular function: peptidyl-prolyl cis-trans isomerase activity. The transcript has a single exon. NCBI's taxonomy places the organism in Eukaryota, Metazoa, Chordata, Mammalia, Rodentia, Cricetidae.
CCCCUCUCGCCGCUUGCUGCAGCCAUGGUCAACCCCACCGUGUUCUUCGACAUCGCGGCCGAUGGCGAGCCCUUGGGCCGUGUCUCCUUCGAGCUGUUUGCAGACAAAGUUCCAAAGACAGCAGAAAACUUUCGUGCUCUGAGCACUGGAGAGAAAGGAUUUGGAUAUAAGGGUUCUUCCUUUCACAGGAUUAUUCCAGGAUUCAUGUGCCAGGGUGGUGACUUCACACGCCAUAAUGGCACUGGCGGCAGAUCCAUCUACAGAGAAAAAUUUGAGGAUGAGAACUUCAUCCUGAAGCAUACAGGUCCUGGCAUCUUGUCCAUGGCAAAUGCUGGACCAAACACAAACGGUUCCCAGUUUUUUAUCUGCACCACCAAGACUGAGUGGCUGGAUGGCAAACAUGUGGUCUUUGGGAAGGUGAAAGAAGGCAUGAACAUUGUGGAGGCCAUGGAGCGUUUUGGGUCCAGGAAUGGAAAGACCAGCAAGAAGAUCACCAUUUCCGACUGUGGACAACUCUAAUUCUUUUGACUUGCGGGCUUCUUACCCACCAGACCAUUCCUUCUGUAGCUCAGGAGAGCACCCCAGCCCCAUCUGC